AUGGAAUCAGUUGAUCUUAAGUUACCUCGCUACAUGAUAUACUGCGUUUUUGUUUCCUCCAUUGGAUCAUUCUGCAAUGGUUGGGUUAUCGGUUCUGCCAAUGUGCCUGGAGAAGUUACUCAUGCUUGUUUAAACGGUACAUCACACAUUGCCAGCAGUGUGUUUCCUGAUUGUCUUUUGAUGAAUGAUGCUCUCUGGGGAUUUGCAGUAGCAUCUUUCUGCGUUGGCGGUAUCUUUGGCGGUCUCUCUGGAGGAGCUCUUCAAAGUAAAUUUGGUCGCAAGUAUGCAACCAUAUACAACACUGUUGGCUGGAUCUUUGGAGCGCUGCUAAUAGGUGUGUCAGUCAACCCUGCUAUGUUCAUCAUUGGCCGUAUCUUUUGCGGUAUUUCAUGUGGAAUUGGGUCUCUUUGUACACCUAUGUACAUAAGUGAGGUGUCCACUAGUCGAUUCAGAGGAGCAAUGAGCGCUUGCAAUCAGUUUGCUAUUGUGAUUGGCAUCCUUCUUGCUUCUGUCAUUGGCCUUCCUCUAGCUUAUGUGCCUCUCUGGAGAAUAAAUUAUACUAUUGUAGCCAUCCCUGCUAUCGCACAGUUCAUUCUGAUGUUUACAUGUGUCGAAUCCCCUCGUUAUCUGAUUUCCAUCAACUGCAUUACAGAAGCCAGGGAAUCGCUUCAAAAGCUGCGACACAACUCCAACAUUGAUACUGAAUUUUUCGGGAUGCUCGAGGGUCAAUUAGGAACUGCUGCUGCCAGAGCUUUCGUACCCAACGAAUGUGAUUCGUCUCAGAUCAAGGAAGACCUCAAAUCUAUAAGCACUCAGGUAGAAGACAUCAGCAGCCAACAAAAGAUCAGUACCCAAGCUCCAAUGAACAUCAUCGGCAUAUUUACAGACCCUCAAAUUCGGCCUAUCGCUUUGAUUGUCAUUACUCUACAUUGUAUUCAGCAGUUGAUUGGUAUGAAUGCCGUCAUGUAUUACUCCACAACAAUCUUCAACAUGUCUUUUGACGCAGACAUGUCUAAAUAUAUGGCUAUUGUCUCAACAGUCUUUAAUUUUGCAUCUACCAUCGCUUCAUUGUUCUUAAUUGACCGCGUGGGUCGUAGACCUUUGCUCAUAACAGCCGAGAUAGGCGCAUGCAUCUUUUCCAUUUUGCUGGUCAUAGGCUACGUAUACAGCAUUGGGCCACUCUUGACUGUGUCCGUAUUUGGUUAUGUAAUAUCUUUUGCCAUCGGUGUAGGUCCUGUGCCCUGGAUGAUGACCUCAGAGCUAUCGCCAGUCUAUGCCUCGUCUGCAGUUGGUGCUGUUGCCACUGCCUUUAACUAUGCAACAAACUUUUUGAUUGGACAAUGUUUCCCUCUCAUUUUCGAAAAGAUCAAAGGGUAUUCCUUUGCUAUCUUUGCAGGAGUAGCUGCUUUGGCAUUACUUUUUUCCUAUUAUAAAGUGCCUGAAACAAAUGGUCAGCCUCUUGAAAGUAUCUCGAAAGGCUUCAUGGGAGAAAAAGCUUGA
Molecule: messenger RNA, 1500 nt
Organism: Mucor velutinosus
Lineage: Eukaryota; Fungi; Mucoromycota; Mucoromycetes; Mucorales; Mucoraceae
Exons: 1
Coding region: 1-1500 (499 amino acids)
Biological process (GO): monosaccharide transmembrane transport
Cellular component (GO): membrane
Molecular function (GO): hexose transmembrane transporter activity
Source: RefSeq, a predicted model, not a curated record